Nilaparvata lugens (brown planthopper) is the source of this 6057-nucleotide messenger RNA. Its product is annotated as cyclic nucleotide-gated channel rod photoreceptor subunit alpha. Gene Ontology annotation, biological process: monoatomic cation transmembrane transport. The transcript has 18 exons. NCBI's taxonomy places the organism in Eukaryota, Metazoa, Arthropoda, Insecta, Hemiptera, Delphacidae. Gene Ontology annotation, molecular function: protein-containing complex binding; intracellularly cGMP-activated cation channel activity; cGMP binding. The coding region runs from base 2373 to 5195 and encodes 940 amino acids. Gene Ontology annotation, cellular component: plasma membrane; intracellular cyclic nucleotide activated cation channel complex. The record is from RefSeq and is a predicted model, not a curated record.
UUUUCCAUUCAUAGUACAUAAUGGGCAGUAAACCGAGGUUUUUUGUUUAACUAAUUUCUUGUGUGAUUUCCUUUGAAUACAUAAUCAUGAGCAUGAAACACAUCUACAAAGAUGGAAGGUUUCAAUUUUGAGAUUGUGCUACUAUUUAUAAGAUUUAGGGUCUUGAGAAGUAAUAGAUUCCCUCAGUCAAAGAACAUAUUAAUGGUGGAUAGUAAAGCAAGAGAGCUUCAUGAAUAACUGAAGUCUUCUAAGAGCAGGAUUUCCCUAUAAUCCUAAAUCAAAAGCAUGCAAAAGAUCUAGAAAGAUGUGAGUUUCGGUUUUGAGGUUCGAAUGAUGUUCAUAAGAUGAACGGCUCCAAGGCGUACUGAAAAUUAUAUGAAGAUAGUUCCCUCACUUAUUAUAGAAAGAUCUGUCAAGUAUUGUACCUGUAUAGCGAGCGUUAUAACUAACCUAUUUUUGGUGAAUGAGCAGGUUCGAUUAUGAUUACGAAAAAAUGUUAUCGAGAUGUGAAAUUACUAGUUUAGAUUUGAAUACUAAUUUCACUACAACUCAGAAAUGUGACUAACCUUCAAAAAUCGACUGUUAUUUAGAAUAAGGACCAGUUUUGGGAUGAGGCCUGUUGUGUAUUUUCGGAAGUUCUACUACUAAACAUAAAGUUCUACAACUGAACAUAAUGGAUCAAAUUAAAACAUGAAGUGUCUUCUAAUUCAUAUGGGAAAGGCUCUUUCACAUUUGACCUGAAUAAUGCGUCAUCCUCAAACAUAAGUGAGAGAACAAAAGCACUAGACUCUAAGAAAGUUGAAAAAUAACUAAAUGAAGUGUAACUUCCACUGCCAUUUAAAAGAAGAUAGUAAGAAUAAUAUAGAAACUACUAGUAGAGAAAUAGAAAAGGAUCACUACGUGCCAGCAAGGGAUAUGAAAUCAUCAUUAUAGGAAACCGUAACAAUUCUCCGCCAAUCAACAAGCUCUGUGAUGUGCUCAAGAACUAAUAGAAUCACCACUAGAUACCGACGUCUCCUCAAUUUGCGUCACCCACGAAACAGUCCUCCAAUCACGCGACGAAACUCAUUAGACCGCCAUUUUGGUUAAUCUAUAAUGACCAAGACUGGACUACAAUCAGUGUUUGUGUGUUGUAAAAAUCAUUUGAGUCCAAAAAACCCCCCACCACUCAUUAAUUGUUUGGGACUAACAGACUGCAAUUCAAAUUCCAAAACCUUGUCAACGUUUGCCAGAUUCAAGAGCAGACAAGUUACCAAUAUUCCCAGUGGAUUGAAUAGGGAAUCGGGUGAGAUUUGUGUUACUUCCGGUGAAUAUCACGUCGUUUCCACUAAAACCCCGAAUACUUCCAGUCAAUCUCAUGAUAAAUUACUUUCCAAUAAACUCAGUGCAACUUCUAAACAAUUGGUGACUACUCCAAGACUAAGUCAGUCCACUUUCAGUGAAUCUUGUGUCUUCUCUAGGUUAAUAAGUGAUAGUUUUUAUGAACAUUCAUCAGCAUCCACAGUGUCUUCUGUUUCUACAAAUCAAAUCCUAUCUUAUUUGGCUCAAUCAGGAACAAUCAGAAAAUUCUUAGUUACUACUGGACAAAUUUGUUCCACAACAAAACAAUUUUCCAUCACUUCCAGUAACCUCUAUGUAACUUCUGAAAAAUUUACUCCCCCAUCCAGUAGAUCUUGUGCCAUUAAAAGGCAGAUUUGUCAACCUGGUAACUUUCCUGAAGCCUCCAGACAGAACUGUAUCAAUCUAAGUUGUUCCCAUAACAGUUCAGGUGAACCCAGUGAUAUAUCUGAAUUUCCUUCUUUACCUAGCAUAGUCUAUGUGAGUUCUGAACAAUUUCUCACAAGAUUUGAACAAUAUUCCACACACUCUAAUAAAUCUCAUCUAGUGAUUCCCGGUCAAGACUGUGAAACUCCCUUGAAUAAAUCCUGUGCAACUCCCAGACAAGUUCGUGUUAAUUCUUGUCAAUCAUGUUCAACUUCUGGUAAAUCUCAUGUUAUUUCUGGACAGUUCAAAUCCACUUACAGUGAACCUUGUGCCACUACUGCAAAACCUUGUGUACUUCUCAGACAAUUUUGUACACCAGACACUUCUAACAAAUCUCAUGCAACUUUUGGUCAAUUGUGUAUAAUUCCCAAACAAUUUUGCGCUAUUUCCGGUCAAUCUCGUGCUACUUCAGGUCAAUCUCGUGCUACUUCCGGUCAAUCUCGCGCUACUUCCGGUCAGUCUCGCGCUACUUCCGGUCAGUCUCGCGUUACUUCCGGUACAAUCCCCUCCACUUCCGGUGUGCUUUGUUGUGCGUGUAGCAGUGUGUUGUUGAGUGCGUUCAGUUGCAAUGACGACGAUCUACUUUCGGGGGCGAUCAGGAUUGUCCAAUGACAACAUCAGCACGUCGGCUGAUGCAGAGUCUCACCGGGGGGCGGCGACAGUCGAACCCGGGAGACGGGGCCAGUCAGGUCGGGGGCGGCAGCUCGUCGUCGACUAGGCUGGUGUUCAGCGGAGGCGGCAGCGGAGGCGGCGGUCACGAGCUUGACGAGAUUGCCAUUGUGUCGAAUGCCACCCCCGGUCAAGUCAAGUAUGGCAGUGGUGGACUCACCGCUAAUGGACCACGUCUUGUACCUGGAAUCAUCACCUCGUCAGGCCGGACAGUGGGAGAGCGCUUGAGUGCCAGUGGCACCCGAUUAGACUCUGGGAGUCCCCUGGCUGGCACCAAAAGCAGCACAGAAUCACUCAAACCCAGCAAGACAUUCAAGUCCAUUUCCAGACAGAGUCUGCUCGACAUUGUCUCGUGUAGGCUUGGCGUCAAUCGCUCCAAAUACAACCAGCGCUACUUUGGGGCGUCGCGCGACUCGCUGGCGGCCGCUUACAUCAAUCGCGCGGCUGCUGUCUCCUCGACGGCUUCGGAAUUGGAUCUUAGUCGAAAGGUGCGGAGAAGAGACUUGAGAGGUGGUGGAGGGGUAGUAGGAGGAGGAGGAGGCCGCCUCAAGCUGCCCGGCGGGGGGGCCCAGUGGGGGGGCGAGGGGGGAGGAGUUGGGGGGGCUGCUCGCUCCUCAGCAUCCACCAACACACAGCUCAACGGUUCACUCGCCAGGAUAUCCACUCCUGAUAGGAGCAGUAAUAGACAAGGCAGUUACUCAGGGCGGUCGCGUACGGGACCCCACUGGAGUUUUGUGUUUGACCCGGCGGGUCGACUCUGCUAUUACUGGUCUAUGGUCGUUUCACUUGCCUUUCUCUACAACUUCUGGGUCAUCAUCUAUAGAUUUGCCUUUCAGGAGAUCAAUAGAGAAACGUUACUGGUGUGGUUUUGCCUAGACUACCUGGCCGAUCUGUUGUACAUAUUCGACAUAAUGUUCCACUUCCGCACCGGCUACCUGGAGGAUGGUGUCCUGCAGACUGACUCCACAAAGUUGCGCACGCAUUACAUGAACUCCACCACCUUCUACAUCGACUGUCUCUGUCUGCUUCCGCUCGACUUUCUCUAUCUCUCCAUCGGAUUCAACUCGAUACUCAGGUCGUUUCGACUCGUCAAGAUCUAUAGGUUCUGGGCGUUCAUGGACCGCACCGAGCGGCACACCAACUACCCGAAUCUGUUCCGAUCGACGAGUCUGAUCCACUACCUGCUGGUGAUCUUCCACUGGAACGGCUGUCUGUAUCACAUCGUCUACAAGAACAACGGCUUCGGCAGCAAGAACUGGGUGUUCGGCGACAGUGAGUCGGCCGAUGUCGUCAAGCAGUACCUGCAGAGCUACUACUGGUGCACGCUUGCACUGACCACCAUUGGCGACCUGCCGCGACCUCGCAGCAAAGGAGAGUAUCUGUUUGUCAUCCUGCAGCUGCUCUUUGGUCUCCUGCUGUUUGCCACUGUGUUGGGUCACGUGGCCAAUAUUGUCACCAGUGUCAGCGCAGCCAGGAAGGAAUUCCAGGAUGGUUCCACACGAACCAAACUGGACGGCGUGAAAACGUAUAUGCGCAUGCGCAGAGUGCCUAAUCACCUACAGGUGAAAGUGAUCAAGUGGUUCGAUUACCUGUGGCUCACACAAAAGUGCUCAGACGAGGAGAAGGCUGUCAGUUGUUUACCUGAUAAACUGAAAGCAGAGAUUGCCAUCAACGUUCACCUGGACACGUUGAAAAGGGUGGAGAUAUUCCAAAACACGGAGGCUGGCUUCCUCUGCGAACUGGUUCUCAGGCUUAGGCCAGUACUAUUCUCUCCAGGCGACUAUAUUUGUAGAAAAGGAGAAGUAGGCAAAGAGAUGUACAUAGUGAACCGAGGCCGGCUUCAGGUGGUGGCUGAUAACGGGCGAACGGUGUUGGCCACACUCAAGGCAGGCUCCUACUUCGGAGAGAUCAGUAUACUGAACAUGGGCACAGCAGGUAAAAAGCUCGGAAAUCGAAGAACGGCCUCAGUGAGAUCAGUUGGCUACAGUGACCUGUUUGUCCUUUCAAAAAAGGACAUGUGGGAUGUCCUGAAGGAAUAUCCUGCAGCCAGGGUGAGAUUAGAAGCCAUAGCCGUCAAGAGACUCGAGAAAUACAAGCGGGCGCCACUCGAAAAAGUGAGAGCAGGACAUAUAGCUAUACCUAUAGAUUUCCCCAGAGAUGUAUCCGCUUCACCGUUUAAUCGCAGAUUUAUGACGAGGAGAGCUGUUUCAAUGGUUAAUCUCCCGGCGAUGGGGCGCAGCCAGUCGACCCCGGGUCUGGUGGAGACGAAGGGGCGCGUCCCCCUCGAGGAGAUGUGGGUGUCCCCCCUGGAGCCCCUCCAGCUGUCCGUGACUGCCAGUCAGUAUUGCACAAGUGCCACUACCACACCCUACGGCAGCCAUCUUACUGCCAGCACCCCGUUCAGUCCUGUUAAUAGUCCUAUUCCACAGCCGUUGUUGCCCAUAAGACAAAAUCUAUUAGGAAACGAAUUUUCUCCGUCAAUGGCGGAAGUUAGUAAGCAACAAUUGCAGCCGCCUGGACCAAGUAUAGGCGGACCUCCGCCCGACAUGAUAAGCCAGGAUGCCUUUAUAGCCGAAAUCAAACGACUGCGAGAGCGACUCGUCACCUUAGAAACCGAAAACGCUUCGCUCAGCAUGAAACUGAACCAGCAACAGUGGGAGGUUGAGCACCGGCUGGCUGAAAUCGAGAUGCAGAUUUGCGGAGCGAGCAGUGCAGACAGCAGCGCGGAAGACAACGAGCGGAACCGCGAGUCGAUCAUUUAACAGAGACGGACCUUGAGCGAGUGCCACACCGUCGGCUGUCUGCUGCAAACGGUGCUCGCCGUCUGACAACCACUGCAACAUGCUGCUGCUGCGACAAGUUGCCGUCAACUGCCGUCGUUGCAUGGUAUCGCAACAAGUUGCCGUCAACUGCCGUUGUUACACGAUACCACAACAAGUUGCCGUCAAACUGUUAUAAUAGUCUUCUCGAAAUUCUCAACAAUUUAGUCGGUGCAACGUUGAUUGAACUAGAAACUGUACAAGUGGAACAAUUUGCGUUGAAACAAAAAUGUAUUGCAACACGCUGUUGCAACAAGCCACCGAAUAAAGCUUAUAUUAUGUGGAAUGUAAAUAAUUGGUCCAUGAAACAAUAAGCGGCAAAUUUAUUGCAACAUUUUGGUGCGACAUGCUGUUGCAACAAGGCACCAACUAAAUAUUUCAAGUGGACUGUGAAUUAUUGAUCUAGGAAACAAUAAGCGUUGAAUCUAUUGCAACAUAUUGUUGACUCAUGUCAUUAUGACUGUUGUAUCUGAAGUAGUCUUCUCGAAUACAAACGUCAAAUUUAUUCAGAUCAAUUCUGUGGAACUGAGAAACUAUAAGUGUUGAAAUGAACAUUAUUUGUUGUUGAAUAACAUGCUGCAAGACUGCAUGCUAUCGCAACAAGUUAUUGUGGGACUUGUGUCGAUUUUAUGCUGUUGUAUCUAUCUAUAAUAAUCCACUCGAAAUCCAACUCUUUGUCGAGUUGCUGGAUCAUGAAUUGAUCUGAAAACUAUAAGUGCAAUGUGAUGACUUUUCAAAUUGAUUUAGAAAGUAAUUGGUGUGGGAAUGGAAAUGUUUUGCUGUAUGGUAGGUAGCACGCUAUAAC